This is a messenger RNA of Lachnellula hyalina, 1848 nucleotides long. Its product is annotated as Chitin deacetylase. Gene Ontology annotation, molecular function: ureidoglycolate lyase activity; ureidoglycolate hydrolase activity. The record is from RefSeq and is a predicted model, not a curated record. The transcript is spliced from 8 exons. Bases 1 to 1848 code for a protein of 615 amino acids. Gene Ontology annotation, biological process: allantoin catabolic process; carbohydrate metabolic process. Lineage: Eukaryota; Fungi; Ascomycota; Leotiomycetes; Helotiales; Lachnaceae.
AUGUCCCUUUACAGUCGUGAUGGCAGCUCUGCCAAGAUCGGUGCGCCGAGCAUCGACCCCCUUCAAGACACGAUUUACGAUUUCCCACGCGAUAUAGUAGGAUUUGGUCGGAAAUCACAUAAUCCGCAAUGGCCUAACGGUGCUAAAAUAGCUGUUUCGUUUGUUAUCAAUUAUGAAGAGGGCUCUGAACGUAGCGUGACAAACGGCGACGCGCAGUCUGAGAACAGAUUAUGGGAACAGGCAGAUAAUAAACCAGCUUUGACUGGAGAGAGAUCUCUGAAUCCAGAGUCUGAUUAUGAAUAUGGAAGUCGAGUGGGCGUAUGGCGGCUGCUAAAUUGCUUCGAGAAGUAUGGAAUGCCAGUCACCGCUUAUGCUAUCGGACAGGCAUUCGAGAAGAAUCUAGAGGUCGCGGAUGCGUUUGGGAAGAACGGCCAUGAGGUGGCUAGCCAUGGGUAUCGAUGGGUAAAUUAUGUAGGAAUGGGCAUUGAGCUGGAAAAAGAGUACAUCGAGCGACAAUUAGAGAGUCUGAAGAAGACGACGGGAAGUUAUCCGGUGGGAUGGUACUACGGGGCUGUCUCUGCGUACUCGAAAGCGUUGAUUCAUGAAGUCUACGAAAAGAAAGGCAUCCCGCUUCUUUACGAAAGCGACACGUAUUCAGAUGAUUUGCCAUUCUGGGUUGAUGUGCCGGCAGAGAAAGAACUGAAGGAUCCAAAGGGAAUGCUCAUGAUUCCCUACAGCUAUGAUUGCAACGACGUCAAAUUCCACGCAGCAUCAGGAUUCAGCACAGCUUCCGGUUUUGAGGAAUACCUCAAGACAGCGUUUGAUGUGCUUUAUGCCGAGGGUCAAGAAGGCAUGCCUAAGAUGAUGACGAUCGGCCUGCACUGUAGGAUUUCAGGAAAGCCAGGACGUUUUGCUGCGGUUGAGAACUUCAUAAAAUACAUUUCAAACAAACCAGAUGUGCCUUGUGCCGGACCUCACCCAUAUGUUGUUGAAUAUUUCGAGGUCGAGGGUGGUCGCUCAACCUCCUCUCACUACAUGCAUCAGAAGAUGGCCCAGAUACUCCACGCCUCCCCUCUCAAUCCUUCCGGAUUCAAAUCGUACGGCGGGGUUAUAUCUACCAAUGUCCUGACCCCACAAACAGUGCAUGUGAACGGCGGCACGGCGAGACGGACGCCAGAAGUUGUGCCUACGGACAAUCGGUACGAUAAGGCACCAAGCAAGAAACCAGCGAAAGUCGUGUUGAAUGCUUCUCUAGCUGGUCCACGAGACGUCGCUCCUUGGUCCGGAGAAAUUGGAAAAGAGAGAAAAGAGAAUCAUGGGGACGCGAAAAGAGUUUUCAAAUUCAAAAUGCUGGAGAAACACCCUUAUACCACGCAGUCUUUUGUGCCGAUGGGCGGCGAUGUCAAAUACUUGGUUGUAGUAACGGAUGGUGACGAGAAGCCGAAUAUGAAGGGCUUGAAAGCGUUUGCGGCGACACAAAAGCAGGGUGUGUGCUAUGGGGUGGGCGUGUGGCAUGCGCCUAUGGCUGUCAUUGAUGAGCCGGUGUCGUUUGCGGUUGUGCAGCAUAUUAACGGGGUUGCAGAUGAGGACUGCAGUCGAAUCUACUUCAAAGCACUCGUCACAAUAUCCGAUGAUUAUGAAGAUGGGAGUGACCACAGAGUUCCGGAAACGGAUGCACAAGCGGAAUACGCAAUGGAAGCUGCCCGGACUCGUGACGAAAAGAACGAGAAGAUCUUGUUCCGAGCGAGAAAAUUGGCGAUUAUUGCAAGCAUUGUUAUGACACUGGCAUAUUUGAUUCUCUGGCCCAUUCCAAUGUAUGCCACAAGUUACGGAAUGCUGAGACCUUAG